Messenger RNA from Choloepus didactylus (southern two-toed sloth), 5942 nucleotides. RefSeq names its product SERTA domain containing 2 (gene SERTAD2). Bases 699 to 1625 code for a protein of 308 amino acids. The record is from RefSeq and is a predicted model, not a curated record. Gene Ontology annotation, cellular component: nucleus. Gene Ontology annotation, molecular function: transcription regulator activity. The transcript is spliced from 2 exons. NCBI's taxonomy places the organism in Eukaryota, Metazoa, Chordata, Mammalia, Pilosa, Megalonychidae.
UCCCGGCUCUGCCUCGACCCCCUGUCCCCGCCCGUCGGCGGCGCAUCUCCCCUGUCCAGCUGGGCGGGGACUGCUGUACGAGUCUGUAAAGUCUGUGAGUCACUGCACAACCCAUCAAUCCAAUUAAAUAUCUCGAGCGAGCCGAGCAGGCGGUGCUGCCGCCGCCGCUGUCCCCGCUGCGGCCGCCCCUGCUCGCAGCGCCCCUCUGAUCCAUGGCUGUCUGUCUGUACUUGUUACGGUGUAACAUCCUCCUCCUCCUCCUCAGGAGCGGCUGCAACUUCCCCUCAGCCUGCCUCCUCCUCUGCUUGGGGACUGCAAAGGCAUGGGAUAGACCCAGAGCCACUUCUCUCUGUCUCCCUUCUAGCCCUCGCUCAAUUCCCCCUCCUUUAAAUUAAAGUCUGUUCCUCGCUCCUGGUCGUUUUAGAGAUUUAUUUGUCCGUCUAUUAUUUUCCUUUAUUUGAUUUCCCUCCCUGGGGCAGGGGAUCGUGGGGGCCGGUGGGUUUAUUUUAGGAAGGGGGCUUCCCCCGCCCCGUUCCUCCUCUUUUUUUCGGCCGUGACUUGAUUUCCCUGCCCGCUCCCGCCCCUCGAACUCACCGUCCUGCACCGAGUGACGCACCGACACCCCCGCCCACGGCCCAGACGUCCCCUCCCUCGCUGCCACCCCGACCCGUCUCGGAGCUGGACUCGCAGAAGGAUAUAUGUUGGGUAAAGGAGGAAAGCGGAAGUUUGAUGAGUAUGAAGAUGGGCUGGAAGGCAAAAUCGUGUCUCCCUCUGACGGUCCAUCUAAGGUGUCCUACACCUUACAGCGCCAGACUAUCUUCAACAUUUCCCUUAUGAAGCUCUAUAACCACAGGCCCCUGACCGAGCCCAGCCUGCAGAAGACCGUUUUAAUUAACAACAUGUUGAGGCGGAUCCAGGAGGAACUCAAACAGGAAGGCAGCCUGAGGCCGGGGCUGGCGCCCUCCCCGCCGCCCGCCGACCCCCUGAGCCACAGCUACCGGGAGGCGGCGCCCGCCCUGCCCUGCGACCUCGACCCCGGAAGCACUACGCCCCUGGAGGCCUGUCUCACCCCGGCCUCCCUGCUCGAGGCCGACGACCACGACACUUUUUGCACUUCGCAGGCCGUGCCGCCCGCGGCCCCUACCAAACCCUCGCCUCCAGCCCUCCCGCUGGAAAAGGACAGUUUCUCCUCCGCCUUGGACGAGAUCGAGGAGCUCUGUCCCACAUCUACCUCCACAGAGGCCGCGGCGGCAGCAGCUGACAGCUCGAAAGGGACCCCCAGUGAGCCCAGCGUCCCGAGACCCGACGGGCUCCCCGAGGGCCGCCCGGAGGACCCGAAGCUCCUGGACUCCCUGCCUGGGAAUUUUGAAAUAACAACGUCCACGGGUUUCCUGACAGACUUGACUCUGGACGACAUCCUGUUUGCUGACAUUGACACAUCGAUGUAUGACUUUGACCCCUGCACGUCCGCAUCAGGGACAGCCUCAAAAAUGGCCCCGGUGUCUGCUGACGACCUCCUCAAGACCCUGGCCCCGUACAGCAGUCAGCCCGUCACCCCGAGCCAGCCUUUCAAGAUGGACCUCACGGAGCUGGACCACAUCAUGGAGGUGCUCGUCGGGUCCUAAGACCGCGGGGCUCGCCCGGACCCGCCAGCGCACCCGCUGCCCUGACCACCCCUCCGCACUGUGCAUGCACCCUCGCUUGCCUUUUCAGAGAACAAGAAAAUUUUACAAAAGGAUCACACUAGUUUUUGCUUUGAGCAGAGUUGGAGUGCCUUCAUCCAAGUAUGACCACUUUUAAUAUGCUCUUUUGAGUGGUUCCUCUGAGACCUACUACUCUGGUAUAUAGGAAAGAAGACAUUUGAAGACAGUGUUGCUAUGUUGAAUGACAAAAACAGUUUUGAAGUGAAGCACAAGGAUUAAGUUGGAAAAGCUGUAAAUUGCAUGUGCAUAUUUGUCUAUUUUUUCUAUAAGUUUUAUUGCAAGAGGUAAAAAAGAAAAAAAUAUAUUAUUUAGAUAAUCUCAGUACCUUUUCUGGUAUCUUCGCCCCUGUAUAGGUUGACUUGCAAUUCAGCCUUUUAAGAGGCAUUAACUACUCCUCGUAAGUGUUGCAUUUACAUGGCUGUUUAGAAACUGCUGCCCAAAUUUAUUUUAUAUUUUUGUACAGAUUCUGCAGUUUAUGAUAUUGUUUUUUCUAAAAACAAAUGGUGUUUAUACAUAUGAGAUAGCUAUUUUGAUAGGAUUUGCUCACAUAGUUCCUGCAAACUUCAGAUGUACAAGUUGCACUUGUACUUUUAUAGAGUUGUAAUGUUUUAUACGUGUAUGGUGCAAAGAGAAAAUUGGCUCAAAUCAAUCUGCAGUUGAUAUCCCCAAAUGAGAAAACACACAUGCAUACACACACACCACUCUCAGAAAGGGCCAGGCGCUAUCGCACCCAAAUUUCACAAACACCGACCCCCUGGCACAAACACCUGCCAGUGCUGUGAUCCCCAAAGCCAGAGCCGCACCUGCUCAUCAAAUUUGCAUUAAGCAGUUGGUGGGAGAUGGCUGUGGAGCUCGGGGUUUAACUGAUGGUUCUCUUUAGCUCCCUUUUUUUUUGAGGGGAAGGCCACCCAAGUACUUAAGUGUGUAUUUAUGCCAAGUUUGUGCUUUUAAUUGUUUUUUAAAAUAUCAAACCCACAGCUUCCUUUUCUUGGGCAUAAUUUUCCUUAUGACCUGAAAUUUUUACAUCCGAACAAAGUUUUAUUAAAAGCAACCAACCUUUUCAUGGAACUAAAGCUCUAUUGCAAUUCUUAGGGCUCUUAAAAAAGAAACUCUCCCAGAAGGCAUCCAUCAUGUUGCUGAAUUGUCUUUUCCAACUUCCCUUCCCUAGAGCUUUUGUUCCCUCUGUUGCUAAGUGCUGGAAAUGGCACCUUCACCAUCACCACAGCAAGCUGCCAGCCCAGCUUACCUCCGCCCGGCCCGGGACACAACACACUUUUGUAACUUUUGUGGCUCUUGAACCUAGAAUUUGUCACAUUACGUCACGGCUUCCAAUCUGGUUGCUUUAACUACUUCACACUUUACAAGGCUGUUUUACCCAAAUACGCAGAUAGGACUUUCUAUGCAUGUUUCUCUCCCUGCCCACCUCCUACCCCAUCUCCCCCACCCCCCCACCCCCAACACACACACUUUUGAGAAAUAGCUUUUUAUUCCUAGUGGUGUAUAUUUAAUUUUAAAAUGUUCGCAGUGUAUCAUGCUUGUUGCCGAAAUUGCUUAUGGCCUUUUCGUUUCAGUUUUUUUCUUUCUCCCAAUGGUACUUUAGCUGUUGAGUGCAGGUUACAACCUAUAUUGUUGAAAUGCAGAUGGCUUCUUUAGGAAUAACUUUUAUAUUUAUUUAAAAUUUUUAAAUUAUGGGGUUUUGUUUUUUGUUGUUGUUGUUGUUUUUGUUGUUGGUCAUUUGUCAAUAUUCAGUCACCAGUUCUGCUCACUUCUUGCCAUGGAUUAAAUUGGGUCCUUCUGGCCAAUUAAAAAAAAAAAAAAAAAGAGACAACUUAUAAAAUGGCACUUUAAACAAGCCAUGGUUUUAUUUUUAUAAUGCACAUAGCAAAACGAAAACAUUUGUGAUGAAGGAACUGCUCAUCUAAGAUUCAUGUAUGACACAACUAAAUCUCUCUACAUUCUAAUUUGCUUUUUUCCCACUUGAGUAUGUUUUAAAGGCUAAUUAUCAACUCAGUAGAGCCAUGAGAAACUGAUCAAAUUGCACCUUGUUCUCCUACAAGCAGCCUCCCCACAGACACCUCUUUCUUACUGCUACAGAUGUGCUGUCUUCCUUCUGUACGUCCAGGGGCCAUAGAGUUGGGUGAGGGCUGUGGUAGGAGCAUCCGGUGUCACUGUGCUUGUCAGUUUUAAGAGCUUCCCUUUCUUGUCAAGAACAAGUCUGCCCCAGACACCGUGGCUCCUAUAACUGGAGGACCCAGGAAACUUGCCACGUGCUGCACACGUCUUUGUACAUAUACAAUAGUGUUUGAUUCCCAACAAUGACAUGGUAAAGCAGUUGAUUUACCAUUGUCAAAACCUGAUUUACAGUAACUUAGAACAACUGUACUUUCGUUGGAUUAGUGACUCGUGUGUUUAAACAACUCCCAUAUGUUGGGCAACAGUUCAAAUAAGCACAGAGAAGUGUUGCCUAAAAGUGGUUCUUGGACUCGCUUGUACUUGUAAGGCCGGCCUUCAGAAGCAAAACAAAAUCCCCCACAACAGCAGGCAAGUGCUUUUUAACUUUGAACAUCCUUGCCAUAAAUUCUUGAUAUUCAAAGUCAAAUGAAGAAGACAUGGGAAAUCAGUGGCCCAUUUUCAAAAAGAGCAAAACCCAACAAGUGCUCAAAUUCUCCUUGUGUCUUAUUUUACAAAGUGAUUUCCCUUCCAGGAAGAGGACGAGCCGAGUGUGGUCUCCAAGUCCCACCUGACGGUGGGAUGUGCUUCCGGAUCCCACUGGGCAGCCGCACCUUCCUGGCAUAACUGCCGUCACGUGGCCUUCAGAGUCGGACAAGCGGCGUAGGGGGCUUCAUGAGAAGGACACGCAGGCUGGGGCAGGGAGGGGACGAAUAUUGACAGUGAUGUGCAAUGAAGUGACAAGAGGAGAGCAGAAUAAGAGCUUUGAAUUUGAAGUGAUUUUUCCCCCGUAAGUUAUUUAUUCCUUUUUUUCUGUGUAAAUAUAUUUAUUUUACUGUGGCGCUCUAAUAACAUCUGGAUCAUAACAUGUGCAGAAUGUAUGGUAGGAAUGUAUUCUCUUGUAGGAAUGUAAAUCUGUAUUAAAAGGGGGUCCGAGCCAGACCCCCAGGUCUUCUCAUUGUAUGCAUAGUCCGCAUUCAUUUUUACUCUCUUCUCCAAAAUGGGUCUAUUUGAAAUAUGCAAAAGGGAUGGAUGAGGAAUGUUUUAAUACCUCCAAAUUUUUAUGAAAAUCAAGCAUCAAAGGGUUGGUAUUUUUAAAGUUUUUUUUAUUAGCACUUUCUCUUUAUGACAAAAGGGGCACCCACACUGACACCCUUGUUCGUAUCAGAGGGUGAGACAUAGCCAGAGCCUCUGCUACACCCGAGUGUCUUUUAUCAAUUGAGCUUUUUAUUGCCAUAGCCCCUUGGAGUGCCCCAGCUGCCCUGAGGUCAAUCAAGGAAAAUUUCUUAAAUAAAUAAACUCCAGAGAGCCAAAGUAUCAACUUACGGAUCGUUUUUAAACUUUAAAUUUAUUAACCACCUUUGUGGUAAACAAUGAAUUAUGGAUACAACAGGGCAGACUUCUUAAAUGACAGAUGUAAAAAAAAAAAAAUUUAAAAGACUCUUCUUUGUGCAGCGAUUGUUGUUAUUCUACUAUAUAUGAAUUUUCUUAAUUUCAAAACUUUGCUGUUGCAAUUGGACCUAUAUACAUUUUCUGAAAAUAAUGAACAGAGCAUACUUAAUCUGUUCUGGCUGUAAAUGGUUAACUUCCUGUAACUGCCUUGCCCCUGAUGGCAGAGAGGUAUGUGCGUCCUGCUUAUUAUGUACAAUUGUUUUCAGUGCUUCUAAGAAUGAGUCUAAAUAGUUCUUGAAAAUCAGCCAAGAUCAAAUGUUAUUGGCAGACAAAGCCAAUGAAAAUUUUGGACUUCUUUUGGGUAUAACAAAUUUGGAAGAGAAGUGCAAUCCAUACAUGCAAACAACUGAGAUUUUGAAACAGAUGUAAAUAGUGACAUGUUUGGUGCAUGGUUUUUGAGGAGGGCUUUUUAUCAAAAAGGAGGUGUAACCUUUCCCCCACAGACCUGAGAGCUGUGCCUUUUCUAUGCAAUAUUACAGACGUUACAUCAGAACCCAGAUGGCUGUAUUCAUGUGUAGGUUUGGGCUGUAAUCUAAACAAUUGGACAGAUUAAAUGUACAUGGAAAUGAGCAGUCUUACUUUUGUAGUUUUAUAUUAUACAAUAAACAGUCAAAAGAU